AUGGUGGGGACUUUCCUGGCCUCGACGCCGCUGCUGAAGGAGGCGUGGAGGCUGUGCAUCGCCACAGACAAGAUGGGGUGUGGCGGCUUCAUGGCCAAGCAAGUCAGGGGCGUGGGGUACGUGGCAUUCUCGGGCGUCCAAGAGCUGCUGGUGCCCGGUUGGGAUCCGAACUUUGGCAUGCUGGCGCCGCUGGAUGCGGCAGGCCACGGGCUGUUUGCGCAUUUGACAUGCCGUUACGACGGGGAAGAGCCGGUCAUGGUCCACUCUGGAGUGCUUCACCUCUUCCUUCAUCAUCAUCAUUCGCGCCUUGAUUUUCAAAGCCAGAUUCGAAGCUUGCUGGCUGAAACCAAGUCAAUAGUGAUCACAGGCCACUCCAUAGGAGGAUCAAUCGCAUUCCUCACAGGUCUUUGGCUCCUCUCCUACCUCAAAUCCAUCUUCUCACCCUUCUCCGUCCUAUGCAUCGGUUUCGGCUCUCCUUUCCUCGGCAACGGGUCGCUAUCCCGAGCCAUCCUCCGCGAGAGAUGGGGCGGCAACUUCUACAAUGUCGUGUCGACGCACGAUAUAAUGCCGAGGCUAUCUCUCAACCAAUCGCUCGUUCAGACUAGCGUCUGGCACUUCCUAGUGAGAUUCUGGCACACGUGUAAGAUGUACCUGAGCUCUAUGAAUUCUGCUAACCUCCAAUUAACUGAAGAAGACAAAGCCCGGUUAUUUUCCUUGGUUGUGGAAGACAUGGAGCGCCUAGCGCAAGCAGGGGAAGACUCGGGAGGGAGGUCAUUUUGGCCAUUUGGGAAUUACUUGUUUUGUUCAAAUGAGGGCACAAUUUGUUUGGAUAACGCGGUAUCGGUGAACAAGAUGAUGCAUUUGAUGCUACGGACAGGCUCUCCGAAUUGUAUACUUGAGGAGCACCUUAAGUAUGGGCAAUAUGUUGAGAGACUGUCUCGUCAGUCUUUGAAGAGAAGCAUCAUGGAAAGAGAUCUCUCUGAGUCAAGCUAUGAAGCAAGUCUUUCCAUGGCUUUGAACUCCUCGGGGACAUAUCGACAGGUAUUGAUUGCACCAAUGGCAAAAGAUUGCUUGAAGAUGGGGAGGCGAAUGGGGCGCACGCCGAACCUAAAUGCCGCCAAUUUAGCAGUUAGGCUAUCCAAAAUCACUCCUUACAAGGCGGAGAUAGAGUGGUAUAAAGCUUGUUGUGAUAAGUCGGAAGAGCAAAGAGGAUACUAUGAUUCUUUCAAGCAAAGGGGGGCCUCGAAGAGAGAGUUUAAGAUAAACAUGAACAGGUUCAACCUUGCGGCCUUUUGGGAUAAUGUCAUACAUAUGAUGGACAGGAACGAGCUCCCACACGAUUUUCACAGGUGCUCAAAAUGGGUAAAUGCGUCGCAGUUCUAUAAGCUCCUUGUGGAGCCAUUGGACAUUGCGGAGUAUUAUCGGUUGGGGAAGCACCUUGAGAAAGGCCACUAUAGAAGCAAUGGAAGAGAGAGAAGAUACGAAAUUUUCGAUUGGUGGUGGAACGAGAGAGUUGUUGGUGAGGAACUGGGCAAUAGGAGGACCAAGAAUGCAAGCUUGACCCAAGACACUUGCUUUUGGGCAAGGGUGGAGGAAGCAAAGGAGUGGCUGGACAAAAUCAAGAGUGCGAGUGACCCAAAAGAACUUGCUUUUCUUCGGGAUAGACUCGAUGAGUUUGAAGCAUAUGCAAUGAAGCUGGUUGAAGGAAAAGAGGUGUCUGCUGAUGUUCUGGCUAAGAAUUCAAGCUUUAGUUCGUGGUUAGAAGAAUGGAGAGCAUUGAAACUGAAUCGAACUGGCCUUAACCGACUGUUUCAAGCUGGUUCACAGGGGGACUGAUUCUUAGCAUUCUUCAGCCUGCUUGAAACUCAAAGGGAUAGAUGUAAUAAAGAUUCUCAGAAGAGAGGAAAGUAAAUGCAUAUGAGCAUUCUUCAGCCUGCUCUUUGUACAAUUUUAGACAUACUAUAUUACUUACUUCAACGUUGGUAAAAGGUAGUGGAAUAGAGUUUCGUGAUGAGAUUGAGAUGUGGCUUAACAACAAAAAGUGUACCUCCUGAUUUUAUGUUGGGAGGUAAU
Syzygium oleosum is the source of this 2073-nucleotide messenger RNA. Its product is annotated as lipase-like PAD4. The record is from RefSeq and is a predicted model, not a curated record. The transcript has 3 exons. The coding region runs from base 1 to 1836 and encodes 611 amino acids. Lineage: Eukaryota; Viridiplantae; Streptophyta; Magnoliopsida; Myrtales; Myrtaceae. Gene Ontology annotation, biological process: lipid metabolic process.